AUGGCGCACGCUGCCUCCCAGCUCAAGAAGAAAGCGGAUGAAAACCUCGCUGCAGAGGAGGAGGAAAAGAAGAAAAAGAGCAAGAAGAAGCCCAGAGAAGUCAAGAAAAAGACUGAUGUAAACGCGUGUUACCUUCGAGCGGCGCGGGCGGGUAACGUGGAGAAGGCUCUGGAAUAUCUGAAGAAUGGAGUGGACAUCAACAUCUGCAAUCAGAACGGCCUCAACGCUCUGCACCUGGCGUCGAAGGAGGGCCAUGUGGAAGUGGUGUCGGCCCUCAUCAAACACGGGGCCAACGUGGAUGCAGCCACAAAGAAAGGGAACACAGCUCUGCACAUAGCAUCGCUCGCUGGGCAGACGGACGUGGUCAAGGAACUCGUUACUCAUGGGGCCAACGUCAACUCACAAUCACAGAAUGGCUUCACUCCCUUGUACAUGGCGGCGCAGGAGAACCAUCUGGACGUGGUGCAGUUUCUUCUGGAGAACGGUUCCAGUCAGAGCAUUGCCACUGAGGACGGCUUCACUCCCCUGGCGGUGGCGCUGCAGCAGGGCCACGAACAGGUCGUUUCUCUGCUCCUGGAAAACGAUACGAAAGGGAAGGUCCGCCUCCCCGCUUUGCACAUCGCCGCGCGCAAAGACGAUACAAAGGCGGCCGCUCUCCUGCUUCAAAACGACCACAACGCAGACAUCGAGUCCAAGAUGGUGGUGAAUAGGACUACUGAGAGCGGCUUCACUCCCCUGCACAUUGCCGCGCACUACGGCAACAUCAACGUGGCUACAUUAUUGCUAAACAGAGGGGCAGCUGUGGACUUCAAGGCAAGGAACGACAUAACACCGCUGCACGUCGCUUCCAAACGUGGGAACACAAACAUGGUGCGUCUGCUGGUGGAGCGAGGAGCCAAAAUAGACGCACGAACGAAGGAUGGUUUGACUCCGCUGCACUGUGGGGCCAGAAGUGGACAUGAGCAGGUGGUGGAGAUGCUGCUGGACAGAGGAGCGCCGAUCCUGUCCAAAACAAAGAACGGCCUGUCCCCGCUGCACAUGGCCACGCAGGGCGACCAUUUGAACUGUGUGCAGCUGCUCCUGCAUCACGAGGUCCCGGUGGACGACGUGACUAACGAUUAUCUCACGGCGCUCCACGUGGCCGCGCACUGUGGCCACUACAAGGUCGCCAAGGUCAUCGUGGACAAGAAAGCCAACCCCAACGCCAAAGCACUGAAUGGGUUCACCCCUUUGCACAUUGCCUGUAAGAAGAACAGAGUGAAAGUGAUGGAGCUGCUCUUGAAACAUGGCGCAUCCAUACAAGCCGUCACUGAGUCUGGUCUCACUCCCAUCCAUGUGGCAGCUUUUAUGGGACAUGACAACAUUGUUCAUCAGUUGAUCAACCACGGGGCGUCUCCAAACACAAGCAACGUGAGAGGAGAGACAGCGCUUCACAUGGCAGCGCGAGCGGGACAGUCCAAUGUGGUGAGGUAUCUGCUGCAGAACGGGGCGCGAGUGGAUGCCAAGGCCAAGGACGACCAGACAGCGCUGCACAUUGCCAGUCGACUGGGGAAACCAGACAUCGUUCAGCAGCUCUUGUCCAAUGGAGCGUGUCCCGACUCCAGCACCAGCUCUGGGUACACCCCCCUGCACCUGGCAGCGCGGGAGGGUCACCGGGACAUCGCCGCUGCCCUCCUGGACCAGGGCGCAGGCCAAGGGGUCACCACCAAGAAGGGGUUUACUCCCUUGCACGUAGCAGCAAAAUACGGGAAGAUUGAAGUAGCAAACCUGCUCUUACAGAAGGGCGCCCAGUCAGAUGCUGCUGGGAAGAGUGGACUAACCCCACUGCAUGUGGCAGCGCACUAUGAUAACCAGAAGGUGGCGCUGCUCCUGCUGAACCAGGGAGCCUCGCCGCACGCUGCAGCCAAGAACGGAUACACACCACUUCACAUUGCAGCUAAGAAGAAUCAGAUGGAAAUAGCCACGACGUUACUGGAGUAUGGAGCCUCCACCAACACCGAAACACGCCAGGGCAUCACUCCUCUCCAUCUGGCGGCACAAGAGGGCAACGUGGACAUGGUCACGCUGCUGUUGGCUCGGGACGCUCCCAUCAACAUGAGCAAUAAGUCUGGCCUGACACCGCUCCACUUGGCUGCCCAGGAGGAUAAAGUCAAUGUGGCUGAAAUUUUAGUAAAUCAGGGAGCGACUAUUGACCCAGAGACCAAGGUCACAGACAAUAUUUGA
This is a messenger RNA of Knipowitschia caucasica, 2223 nucleotides long. The record is from the annotation of a GenBank genome assembly. NCBI's taxonomy places the organism in Eukaryota, Metazoa, Chordata, Actinopteri, Gobiiformes, Gobiidae.